AUGUCGUUUUUGCUCAGCUCCUGUCUUGUUGCACUUACCUUGAACACGUGCCGGCGCGGAAAUGAGCAGAAGCACGGCGGCGAUGAGCAGCGUCAGGGCGAGAGGGGUCAUUUCGCUGGUCACUGGACGCUGCUACCGAUGUCUUGGAGGGGACGAAUAAACAGGGAACAACGAGUGCUGCCAGCUGGGUGGACGGUCCUCCGCAGAAUGUCGGUAAUGCGUCUGGCGAUCGUGCUGCUCGACGUGCGUAUUGACUUAAAUGUCGUCGACGCAACGCAGCUGAAGAGGGGGCGAGCAAGCCAGACUCCGACUAUGAGUUUAGCGGAGAGUACUGAGGAGACUGAGUUUGAGUCAGAAUUCGAGUCUAGUGUUGCCUCCUAG
Soboliphyme baturini is the source of this 381-nucleotide messenger RNA. The record is from the annotation of a GenBank genome assembly. Lineage: Eukaryota; Metazoa; Nematoda; Enoplea; Dioctophymatida; Soboliphymatidae.